Molecule: messenger RNA, 927 nt
Organism: Saccharomyces kudriavzevii IFO 1802
Lineage: Eukaryota; Fungi; Ascomycota; Saccharomycetes; Saccharomycetales; Saccharomycetaceae
Gene: YPQ1
Product: cationic amino acid transporter
Exons: 1
Coding region: 1-927 (308 amino acids)
Biological process (GO): basic amino acid transmembrane export from vacuole
Cellular component (GO): fungal-type vacuole membrane
Source: RefSeq, a predicted model, not a curated record
AUGCAAUUAAUACCGGUUGAAUUGAGUAAAGAGACUCUGAGUGGAAUCUCUGGAUCCAUCUCGAUCUCGUGCUGGAUCAUUGUGUUUGUCCCUCAGAUUUAUGAGAACUUUUAUAGGAAGUCGUCCGAUGGAUUGUCGCUCUUAUUCGUGAUUCUGUGGCUAGCUGGUGACGUUUUUAACCUUAUGGGUGCAGUUAUGCAGCAUCUAUUGUCUACCAUGAUCAUUCUUGCCGCUUACUACACCGUAGCAGAUAUCAUUUUGCUCGGCCAAUGUCUUUGGUACGAUAAUGAGGAAAAACCAGCAGUGGACCCUAUCCAUCUUUCUCCAGCCAAUCCAAUAAAUGAAAAUGUUCUAACUGAUGUUUUCAACGAACAGCAGCCCCUUUUGAAUCCUCAAGGCCGGCCAAACCGUAUUGAUGAAGAAAUGGCUACCCCUUCGUCCAACGAUGACGUUGCUGAUGAUAAUCUACGUGAAGUCAAUUCAAGAAAUUUGGUGAAAGACAUUUGUAUUGUUGCAGGCGUAGUGUUCGUGGGCAUAAUUUCAUGGUACGUAACCUACUGUCUGAACCACACACAGCCACCUCCAACGGAGGAUCCACCUCUCCCUGUUCCUGAAUUGCAAAUCAACUGGAUGGCGCAAAUUUUCGGUUACUUAAGUGCCGUGUUGUAUUUAGGUUCGAGGAUUCCUCAAAUAUUACUGAACUACAAAAGAAAAUCUUGUGAGGGCAUCAGCUUCCUGUUUUUUCUGUUUGCCUGCUUGGGUAACACCACAUUUAUCUUCUCCGUUGUUAUCAUUUCUCUGGAUUGGAAGUAUCUAAUUUUGAAUGCCUCCUGGUUGGUUGGCAGUUCGGGUACUUUAUUCAUGGAUUUCGUCAUAUUUUCACAGUUUUUUACUUAUAAAAAGAACAAGAAAUUUAUACUAAAUUAA